This is a messenger RNA of Pyricularia grisea, 1580 nucleotides long. RefSeq lists its product as uncharacterized. Lineage: Eukaryota; Fungi; Ascomycota; Sordariomycetes; Magnaporthales; Pyriculariaceae. The transcript is spliced from 4 exons. The record is from RefSeq and is a predicted model, not a curated record. Gene Ontology annotation, biological process: triglyceride catabolic process. Gene Ontology annotation, molecular function: triacylglycerol lipase activity. Bases 154 to 1473 code for a protein of 439 amino acids.
UUUCAAUCAAAAAUCCACGUCACUAUGCAUUGACACGCUCUUUAUGACAGUUCCGACAUCCGAUUAAGAAUAACGCGUGGUAGACGGGGAAAAAAGCAAGAAGAAAAUCUCCACAAGAUUUCUACAACAGCGCGCAAAGGACGCCGAUAACCCAUGUACUUGGAAAAGCAGCCGUUCCUGGCCACAUGGCUAGCGCUGUUCUUUGUCACACUUGGCUUCUCAUCUGCGCAAUCUCCACCCUGGAUAUCACCACCAUGGUCCGAUGACGGCGAGCAUGCGCAGAAGCCCAUCGACCCUCCCCUGGCCGUAGCAACCGGAUCGGGAAUAGGCUACAUAGCUUUGGGUGACUCGUACGGUGCAGGCAUCGGGACCGAGUAUGAUGGCAACGAGGACAAGUGUCGGCUGGGGAAUCAUGCCUACACCAGCCUCAUCUAUCGAGACCUCGUCAAGGCCUGGGAGGAAGACGGCGGCGGGAGCAGUAAAGGCACGCCCCGGCCCGUGUUUCAGUGGCGCAGCUGCACCGGCGCGACGUCGUCGGAUCUGCUCGGCCAGAGCGGUCAGAUAGCGUCCAUCAACGGUUCGCUUCCGGCUUCUUUUGCUACGUUGUCUAUCGGUGGCAACGACUUGGGGUUUUUUGAUGUCCUCAACUCGUGCAUCUUCCGCUUCUACGGUUUCUACUCGGGAACCUGCGCGGCGGCUAUCCGGCGCGCCACGAACCUCCUCGACAGCCCAGCCUUUGAGCUCAGCCUCGAGAUGGCGCUGCUCUCGCUCCUCGACGCGGCUCGCUGGGAACAAAACCCGCGGUUCUCUGUCGUCGUGACGGGCUACGCUCGCUUCUUUGACGCGCGCACCUCGGCGUGCGACGACAGGUCGCUGGGCGUGUGGCUCGGCGGCCCGAAGCUCUCGGCGAGGCUACGGGCGCGCCUCAACGGCCUAGUCGACGACGUCAACGCCAGGCUGCGCAACACGGUCCGAGCUGUGAACUCAAGGUUUGCGUCGCGCAGGCAGAGGGUGUUGUUUGUGGACUAUGAUGAGAAGUUCGACGGUCAUCGGUUUUGUGAGCCGGGCGUGCUGGAGCCGGAUUAUCAGAGGGAGGAUACCUGGUUCUUUCUGGUGGGUGGGAAGGAUAAUGGGGGUGGUGGCGAGGCUGUGAUGGAAGAGGAGCCGCGGCGGGUGGAGGCCCCGGUUGUCGAUCCGGACACUUGUCUUGGGCCGGCACGGGAUUCGGGAGAUUGGGGUGCGUUGGCCCUCUGCUACAUGGCCAUGGCUAAGCAGAGGGAUCCCAGUCUGCGGCUUGUGAGGCCUGUGGUUGUGGACGGUGACGAUGAUGCUUCUGCACAGUAUACCUCGAUAUACUAUGCCAAGACCUUUCAUCCGCGUUCACUUGGACACGAGGCCAUCAGGGAUGCUGUUUACCGCGAGUGGAAAAAGGUAUUUGAUGAGGAUUUGGUGCAUAGCCAGGAGGAAAUAUAGCAUGGCAUUUGUUGUGGCUUUUACAUAUAGAAAUCGUGAAAGCUGCCACCUUGAUCAGUGAAUAUAGCUUUGUCAUAGGUUAUCCAGAACAGGCGGGACCUGGUUGA